GUUUACACACAAGUCUGUUUGGGGGGUUUCUGUUCUUAGUCAGACCCCAUGAGUUAAAGGCCUGUCAUCUGGGUGCUAAUCGGAGACUCUCUCUUCCAGGUGAGGUAUGUUGGUUCUUGUAAUCAUUGUAAGGGUUUCUGAAUCAUCAUGGUCAGACCCAUCAACAAGAAGUAUCGCAAGAAGUAGUUUGAGGUGGUUGGGCUAUCUUUCUUGGGAGGAUUUUCACACGUCCCUCCAAGAGGACAUCUCUGGGCAGACGCAGAACUGAGUGGAGAGAUUCUGAAAGUGGAACUGGAAAAAUUAUGUCCUGCAAAAGUCCAUUUAUUUCAGUGAUCCAACUGAGAGACCAUCUAAAGGCUCAAGAACCUGUUGCAGUUGUUCUAGGUUCACUAGCAGAUUAGAGUGUGACACCUUGAGUCUAGAAUAUUGAACCUUUUCAAAGUAUUCUGAUUGUCUGAGAUUAUGAAUGUAGGGUUUUCAUAAGCUGUAAGCCAUAAUCAUCACAGUUAUAACAAAUAAAGGCUUGAAUUAUCUGGCUUUUCAUGAAAUGAGUCUAUCUCGUGUGUAAGUUUCACCUUUUAAGCAGAAUUACUGAAAUAAAUUAACUUUUAUACCAUAUUCUAAUAUUUUGUGUUUCACCUGUAGCUCACAGCAGGCCUGGGAACACAUCAGAGUCCCUCUGGAAGAGCUUGAAAAAGGAGCGGUGGAGAGAAAGCUCUGGGGGAUAUCUUCUUAAGCUGCUGGGUUCUGGAUGAAUAGAAGAUAGAUGAAAACCUUUAGUUAAACAUCUUGAUUUAUCUCUGUGGAUCUACAAAUGCCUCUCAUUUUAAAGUGUAUCCCUUUGUUUGUUUAAGCUGCCUCACAUUUGCUUAUUUCCAUUAGUUUUGUUUUACAUACACACACACACACACACACACACACACACUUGGCUUUGUUUCAGCAUACCUUCAUAUAUAUCAUCUUGUGCUGGUUUGAAUGUCUUUAGAACUACACCAGUUUAUCACCAUUUUAAAAGUAGAACCAAGUGUUUUCAGAUUUGCAAACUUUUGUAACCCUUGCAGCUAUGUGCCCUGUUACACUGGAGAACUGUUUCAGGGCUCAGGGUCAAGAAGGUCAUCAGAGAUGGAUGGAUGACAAAUCUGACCUCACAUGGAGGUGAAGAGACAUGAAGCUGUGGGAUAAAAGAUUCCAUCAGUGGUGAAGUAGAAGCUUGCUCAUACUGUAGUAACUGUGUGUGGAGUCUGCAGCAGGCAGUACACGGCUCACAACUGACCCGGGCUCAUCUGAGGGGACGCGGGUUGUUUCAGCAUCAGAUUGUAUAAAUAUCUGUGAGCUGUUGGGGAGAGCUCAGUGGUGCAGAGACCUGCAGAGACGGAGACAGGAGGAGGAGAGACAGGACACAAGAGACACCCGAUAGAAGAGGAAACAAGGAAGAAAAUCUUCACUUGAAUUUGGGAAUCAGAAGAUUCAAAACAAAUCUUAAAAGGGAAAUAAGCUGGGUAGAAACAAAUUAAGAGUUUUAGAACAACUACAUGAAGACGGUCUAAGACAUGUUUUUCCUUCUGUCUCUGUGUAUAUUUGGUCUUCUCCUGCGAGGUGACGCCCAGGAGCGAGCCUCUCUGUGGAGGGGAAACGACAGAAGUGGACAAUGCCAGUACACCUUCACGGUGCCCAGCCCGGCAGAGGCAAGCUGCCCGCAGGCCAGUGCUCCAGAGGUGGAGGGCCUAAAGGCCAGGCUCAGCAUACUGGAAGCCCUAGUGUCCCAGCUGAGCGGGAAGGACACCCAGUCACCAGGAGGUCAGCGGGGAGCCAGUGUCAGAGGUCACUCUGAGCUUCAGGAGACUCUGAACCGAGCUGUAGGAGAAAGAAACCUGCUGCAGGGGGAAAAGGAACGUCUGGAGAUGGAAUUGGAGGGGCUUCGGCUUAGGAUGGAGGAGAUGAGGAGGGAGACAGAGAGGCUGAGGAACAGACCGUGUCUUCCUCAGAACCCAGUGGUGCCACCAAGCUUUCCUCAGCGGGACAGGAGUCCAGUCAGACCUGCUGUUGGUUCCAAUCAGAUGUCUCAUCUGAUGACCAGGCCCAACAGGCAGGGCGACAGCAGCAGCCUGAGAGAUUCAGCGUGGCAGUACGGAUCUCAGGGUUUUCAAGAGCUGAAGGCUGACGUGACCGAGGUACCUGCUCCUGACAGCCACCAAGACAACACAGGCUGUGGGACGCUGGUGUCAGUUGGUGACCCCGUCACACACAGGAAGGCCGACAGCAUCGCAGGAAAAUAUGGUGUUUGGAUGCAGGACCCUGAAGCUGUUUCCCCUUAUGGACCCAGCAUGGUCUGGCGCAUUGACACGAUUGGCACUGAUGUCCGGCAGCUGUUUGGGUAUGAUGACAUGGAACAGCUCUCCAAGGGCUUCCCAUCCAAGGUCCUCCUGCUGCCUGACCCUUUAGAGAGCACAGGGGCCACCCUCUAUCGGGGCUCUCUGUAUUACCAGAGACGGCUCAGCCGCUCCCUGAUUCGCUACGACUUGGCUGCUGAACACGUUGCAGCCCGUCGGGAGCUCCCCCACGCCGGCUUCCAUGGCCAGUUCCCCUACUCUUGGGGGGGCUACACAGAUAUCGACCUGUCUGUAGAUGAGAAGGGUCUGUGGGCUGUCUACUCCACCAAUAAAGCCCAAGGAGCCAUUGUCAUUUCACAGCUGGAUCCACAAACCCUGGAGGUAAAGAAGAGCUGGGAGACUAACAUCAGGAAGGCAUCUGUAGCCAACUCUUUCAUCAUCUGUGGGAAGAUGUACACCGUGGCCAGCUAUGCUGCUCACAACACCGUCAUCAACUACAUGUUCGACACUGAAACCAGCCAGGGGAGGGCGGUGUCCAUCCCAUUCAAGAACAGGUACGGCUACAACAGCAUGGUUGACUACAGCAUGGCUCAAAGGAAGCUGUUUGCUUGGGACAACUUCCACCUAGUGACCUAUGACAUCAGUCUGGGGCGCCAGCAGGUCAACUAAGGUCAACAUGACGGACUGUUAAAAAAAGACAUUUGCUCCUCUGUUGCUGCUCCCAGUUUCAGAAGUGAGCGGCUGCAGUAGUUAGAAAGCCAACACCACCAGUAAGUAGCAGAGCCUAACUACUUAACACCUGAGGAACAGCGCCCCCAGCAGGUCUGCUUUCUCCGCUCUUCUUUUGUUUAUUUGCUGUGGCGUGGCCCACGAACAUGUUUUCAGAGGAACUAUUUUUUGUACCGCCUUUAAAUCAGAUGUAUUAUUUUGUUGUUUUUCAUGUUAAGCUAGUUGAAACUAAACAGUGGAACACUGUUCAGCCUUAAAAGGCAAGAUUCUUCCAGACGUUUAACUACACAAACUGUAAGCCUUACAGUGAUUUUAUCAGUCAACAGAAAUGCUCUUUCUAAAUAGCAUGUAUUGAAUACUGCAUGCAUUUGUACAGCAUAGUUAACAUGUAGCAAAGUGUCCAAAAAAAAAAAAAAUCAAGAAAUAAACUUCUUCUCACAACGUU
This is a messenger RNA of Nothobranchius furzeri (turquoise killifish), 3504 nucleotides long. It is a transcript of the gene myoc, whose product is annotated as myocilin. Gene Ontology annotation, biological process: signal transduction; osteoblast differentiation. Gene Ontology annotation, cellular component: Golgi apparatus. The record is from RefSeq and is a predicted model, not a curated record. NCBI's taxonomy places the organism in Eukaryota, Metazoa, Chordata, Actinopteri, Cyprinodontiformes, Nothobranchiidae.